Molecule: messenger RNA, 1824 nt
Organism: Xiphias gladius (swordfish)
Lineage: Eukaryota; Metazoa; Chordata; Actinopteri; Istiophoriformes; Xiphiidae
Product: leucine-rich repeat extensin-like protein 2
Exons: 5
Coding region: 67-1758 (563 amino acids)
Source: RefSeq, a predicted model, not a curated record
CUGGCAUCCAGUCAUUCAGUUUUAAAAUAAAGUGCUCUCCAUUUGCUCCAGGCGUGCAGCUCCAGUAUGGCAGGUGAAGCUGGAAGGAGCUGCAGAUCAUGUCAAACUGUAGCAGUCCUAUUGCUCCUGUGCUCUUUGGCCCCGAGUUUGACUUGUUCUAGCUUGAGAGGGAUGAGCGAAAGAGUUCAACGAGACGAGGCGGUUAGUGAGGCUGCAGUGAUGGAAGUGAGGAAAGGAAACAUUCUCUUUAAUGGGAAAGAGCUUAACUCUGAAUCGGGAUCUGCCUCUGCUGCUGCUCCCACAAGUAAGGAUGGCUUGCCAAAUGUUGAUUCAGAUCAGUCAGAUGGAACAAAGAAACUCAAACAGACAUCACAGCUGAAGGAUGCCAUGGCCAACGAAGCAGCAUGGAGGCGCUUGAAUCCUACUCUGCAUUGUGGUCAAACCAAGAUGAAGUUGAAAGCCAUGGGACCUGGAGCUGCUAAUUUACAGCUAGACACGGGCAAUGCACGUCCCCUUCCUCUGAUCCGGGUGCCUGAAGCCUGUGGAUACUCACGGCAGCAGAAUGCACUCGGCCUCGUUUUGGUUGUUCCCUAUGAUGGCUGCAAUGUGAUACGAGAGAAUGGGAACUAUGUGGUGCCAAUGAGUUGGCUGGAGACUCCAGUUAAACUCAUGUGCCCCAUAUCUAAAAGUCCUGGUGCAACACCUGCUUCAACUACCCCCAAGCCUGCUCAGCAUCCCUUGAAACUUCCUUUCCCUCACAGGCCCCGGAACCUGUAUCGUCAUAAACGACAAGUGAAUCAGCCAUAUUCCAUCUACGAUCCUCGCAAUCCAUAUGCCUAUUGGUAUUACUACAUGUAUAUGAUGAGACCAGCCCCCAGCACUGCGCCUCCUUCAACUACUAAGCCUGACACGACCACUGUAACUACCAAGCCAGCCACAGAGAAACCGCAAAUAAAUCCUCCUGCAUAUCCUUACUAUCUAUACUACCCAUUUUACCCUUACUACCCUUACUACCCCUACUACCCUCUCCCAAAGCCCCCAGCCACGACCACUGUGCCCCCAGCCACGACCACUGUGCCCCCAGCCACGACCACUGGACCUGGCACUACUCUAAUGACUACAGCCAUCAUGACUACCUCAGCCUCGACUACCAAGACUCCUCAAAAACCAUCAAUCCCUAAUUACCCACCAUAUUUUCCCUACUAUCCCUACUACCCUCCAGCAGGACACCAGUUGCCAGAAAACCCUGACAGCUCUGAAAUUUACUACUACCCAAUCAUUCAGCAUUUCUAUGGAAAGCCUCCAUACCCAGAAAAUCCAAGUCAACCAAUGCAAACUACUCGGCAUCCUACUCCCACAACUAAGCCAGGUGAUAUAAGUAAACCGAGUCAAUCAAGCCCUACACUGAAGUCAACGACUGCCUCUGGUCCCACGACUGCCUCUGCUCCCACUGCACAAACAACUAAACCAUGUUCCCAUACUACCACACCCAGCAGUAGCGGCUAUCCAGGCCCAAUGAGUCCAUAUGUUCCUUAUCACAUGCUCCCCUUCACUCCCUAUGUGUCGUACGAAUACAACAAGGCUGGCAAACUCCCAUAUUACCAGAAAUACGGGCCUCAUUCUGGUUACAAAUCUGGACUCCAGGCUCAAGCACACCCACACCCAGGCUUUCACUACUGGCAACCUGUCCCAUGGUUUCCCGCUCAGCAGGAAAAGACAUUCCUCAAGUUGACUGGAAAAAAUCCACAACCUAAAUAAGUCAACUUUGAAUGGGGCUGGUGUCCUAUAAUACUGAGCAUUCAAUAAACCAUGUUUUACUUAGAA